AUGGUUGUUGAAAGUUCUAACACCAGGCGAACGGCAGAGUCCUUUAAUAUUACGCUGAGGGGUAAGUAUUUCUGGGAUACCCUAGGCAGAGUUGAGCAUUGUUAUCGCUCUGCAUAUCGUGAUAGGUCACUUACCAUCUGGGGAAGUGAAUCAUCGCCUUACGUUCGAUAUCCACCUGGAAAUAGGACUCAAAAUUGGGAUGUUACCCACCCUGCAGAGCCGAGAAGUUUGGAAAGGGAUAUUAAGCCCCCUGUUGUUGAGAUGCAUUGCUCAAAAAAGUUGGAGGUUGAACUGCAUGGGCUUGCCUGCGUCAUAACCCCUCAUGAAAUUGCUUUCAAAGUCUUUAGCGGAUGCCACGUUGAGAUCGUGUUUCUGCAGCAUAAUCUUGGAGUCAAAGUUCUUGCUGGCUGGCAGGGCUUUGGCUUCGUGGAUGCGUACGAGUGCCCAUCCAAGGUUGCUGGCAAUGAACCAAGUUCAAAAUACCCCUGGGUGCAUUCAACCCGAGGAAACCCCGCUUCAUGCCUUCAUCUUCCUGCAUUCAAGACUAGGCCCACCGGGCAAGGUUUAUCUGGCCCAACAGCCUCUGGUAAUAAACAGCUCAUGGAGUAA
Trichophyton rubrum CBS 118892 is the source of this 609-nucleotide messenger RNA. RefSeq lists its product as uncharacterized. Lineage: Eukaryota; Fungi; Ascomycota; Eurotiomycetes; Onygenales; Arthrodermataceae. The transcript is spliced from 2 exons. Bases 1 to 609 code for a protein of 202 amino acids. The record is from RefSeq and is a predicted model, not a curated record.